This is a messenger RNA of Calliphora vicina (urban bluebottle blowfly), 9283 nucleotides long. It is a transcript of the gene sdk, whose product is annotated as sidekick cell adhesion molecule. Gene Ontology annotation, molecular function: protein binding. Lineage: Eukaryota; Metazoa; Arthropoda; Insecta; Diptera; Calliphoridae. The record is from RefSeq and is a predicted model, not a curated record. The transcript is spliced from 15 exons. Gene Ontology annotation, biological process: cell-cell adhesion. Bases 425 to 7066 code for a protein of 2213 amino acids.
GAAAAAUUUUACUUAGAAAAUCCCUUAACAAGAAAAAAAAAUUAACAAAAGAAACCAAAAAACUGAAGCCGUUUUUCUAAAUACACGUUAAUAUUUCAAGUCGUCUUGUUGUUGUCGUAUUAGUUCUUCUUUACCUUGUUUCUUUCUUUGUUUUUAUUGUAAGAAAACGGAAAAAAAUUGAGCGCGAGGCAGGUGUGUUUACUAGUGAGAAAAAGAGAGUCAAAGAAAAAAAGCAAGAUCAGUAUUUAACUCUUUUACUCAAAAGCCAUUUUUGUUGCUAUUGCCUGAUCAAAUCCAUAAAAAUGGGCAAAAUAUAGAAAAAUUACUUGAAACAAAAUAAUAAAAUAACAAAGAAUAAUUAAAAGUGUGUGUAAAUUUUAAUUACAACAAUAUCCUCAAAUUAUUUCACCACACAUAAUUAAUAAUGGAGGAACUUGAGAGGCGAUUUAAUGAAAAUUUCUUCAAAAGCUGCCAUAAUUACAAGUGUUCAUCAAAAAUGCUGUCCAAAUCAAAGAUUAAUUUGUGGAUUAUUUUAACAAUCUUUGCGGUGCUGCUACAAAUCAACAGCUGUCAUUCUUUAGAUGGCCCACAAUUACAGCCUCCUCGUUUUACAACGCAACCAUCAUCUUCAGGUUCAAUAGUUAGUGAAGGACGUACAAAAAUUCUACAGUGUCAUGCCUUGGGUUAUCCACAACCUCAAUAUCGCUGGUUAAAGAAUGGUAUACCCGUUGGUGAUUUUUCAUCCAGUCAGUAUCUACGUAUAUUGAAUACACAACGGGAGGAUGCCGGCAGUUAUAAAUGCAUUGCUAAAAAUGAUGCCGGCUCAAUAUUUAGUGAAAAAAUUGAUGUUGUCGUUGCCCAUAUGGGCACAUUUAAUAAUAUAACAGAAGGCCGUUUAACAGUAGUUUCUGGCCAUCCAGCCAUAUUUGAUUUGCCUGCCAUUGACUCAACACCAAUACCUUCUGUGAUGUGGCAAACCGUUGAGGGUCCCUUAAAUUAUGACAUUAAAUAUGCCUUCACAAAAGCCAAUCAAUUGAUAAUACUCAGCACAGAUGAAGUUGAUCGCCGGGCAUAUCGUGCACGUGCCAUAAACACCCAAUUGGGCAAGGAGGAGAACAGUGCCUUUAUACACUUGAAUGUGAGCGGUGAUCCAUACAUUGAGGUGCCACCGGAAAUUAUUGUACAUCCGCAGGACAUGAAAUUGAAACGUGGCGAACAAGUUGCUGAACUGCAGUGCAUUGCCAAUGCACGGCCAUUGCAUGAAUUGGAAACGUUAUGGUUUAAAGAUGGCAUACCAAUUGAAAAUGCCGAAAUUGCUCAUACACUCAACGAUCCAUGGAAUCGUUCGUUGGCCUUAUUGUCAGUUAAUCUAACACAUUCCGGUGAAUAUUCGUGCCAAGUGCGUUUACGUAGCGGUGGCUAUAAGAUUUUAACGGCAAAAGCAAAGAUUGAAAUCUUGGAGCCGCCUUCAUUUUUCACACAGAUGCGACAGGAAACAUUUGGUGAUUUGGGUGCAUUGGUGACACUGCCUUGUGAUAUUAUUGGAGAUCCACAACCGGUAGUGACCUGGUUUAGAAAUGCUGAACCAGUUGAUUAUCAACAUGACAAAUUUUCCCUAACAGAUGAUAAUUCUCUGCACAUAAAACGACUUGGCAUCGAUGAUUCAGCAAUGUUUCAGUGUUUGGCUGUUAAUGAGGCUGGUGAGAAAUCUGCCUACACCUGGUUAAGAGUUAAAACUUCAGCGCCGGUUUUAGAACAGCCACCACAAAAUGUAACUGCUUUAGAUGGCAAAGAUGCUACCAUUUCAUGCCGUGCUAUUGGUGCACCAAAUCCAAAUAUCACUUGGAUUUAUAACGAAACACAACUUGUUGAGAUUUCGAGUCGUGUACAAAUACUGGAAUCUGGAGAUUUAUUAAUAUCAAACGUACGCGAAUCUGAUGCUGGUCUUUACACUUGUGUUCGUUCAAAUGAAGCCGGCACUGUUAAUGGUGAAGCUUAUUUGGGUGUUUUGGUUCGCACACAAAUCAUACAGCCACCAGUUGACGCUACAGUGCUUUUGGGCCUAACCGCAUCGCUGCAGUGUAAAGUCUCUAGUGAUCCAACAGUACCAUAUAAUAUCGAUUGGUAUCGCGAAGGUCAUCCUACAGCCAUUAGUAAUUCACAGCGCAUUGGUGUACAAUCCGAUGGUACUUUAGAGAUACAAGCUGUACGAGCUUCGGAUGUUGGCACCUAUUCAUGUGUUGUAACCUCACCGGGUGGCAAUGAAACGCGGUCUGCACGUUUGAGUGUCAUUGAACUACCAUUUCCACCAGCAAACGUAAAGGCAGCCCGUCAAGAGACACCCGAACAACGAGCCAUAAAUGUAUCAUGGACACCGGGUUUUGAUGGCAACAGUCCAAUCUCCAAGUUUAUCAUACAAAGGCGUGAAGUAUCCGAAUUAGAAAAAUUCGUAGGUCCUGUACCAGACCCCUUACUUAAUUGGAUAACCGAGCUCAGUAAUGUUUCGUCUGAACAUCGUUGGAUUUUAUUGCGCAAUUUGAAAGCAGCGACAGUGUAUCAGUUUCGUGUAAGUGCUGUGAAUCGAGUUGGUGAGGGUUCUCCGUCGGAACCAAGUAACAUUGUGGAAUUACCCCAAGAAGCUCCAUCUGGUCCCCCUGUUGGAUUUGUGGGUUCUGCUCGCUCUCAGUCAGAAAUUAUUACACAGUGGCAACCGCCUUUGGAAGAACAUCGUAAUGGACAAAUUUUGGGUUAUAUAAUACGGUAUCGUUUGUAUGGUUACAACAAUGUACCGUGGAUGUAUCAAAAUAUUACCAACGAGGCUCAGAGAAAUUACUUGAUACAGGAAUUAAUAACCUGGAAGGAUUAUGUUGUACAAAUUGCUGCCUACAACAAUAUGGGUGUUGGUGUGUACAACGACGGUGCCAAGAUAAAAACCAAAGAAGGUGUUCCUGAAGCACCUCCAACCAACCUUAAAGUACAACCUAUAAACUCGACUGCCAUUAGAAUUAACUGGACACCACCAAAUCCGCAACAAAUUAAUGGGAUUAAUCAGGGAUAUAAAAUACAAGCUUGGCGUUAUCAAGCAAUUGAUGGCGAAGACCGGGAAAUUGAAGAAAGAAUGAUUACAGUACCACCUAGCUUGCUGGAUCCAUUGGCGGAACAAACAGCUGUACUAAAUGGUUUAGAUAAAUAUCAGGAUUAUAAUAUAACUGUACUAUGUUUUACGGAUCCAGGCGACGGUGUAAGAAGUUUCCGAGCGCCCGUUAAAACUAAAGAAGAUGUUCCAGAUGAAAUAACCGCUUUGCAUUUCGAUGAAGUAUCUGAUCGCUCUGUUAAAGUUCUGUGGGCGCCUCCGAAAAAUAUUAAUGGUAUUCUAACGGGUUAUACCGUUCGGUAUCAAGUGAAAGAUCGCCCCGAAACUAUGAAAUCAGUAAAUCUGACUGCUGAAGAUACUCAGUUAGUGGUCAACCAAUUACAAGCUACAACCCAUUACUGGUUUGAAAUAAGAGCUUGGACACGUAUAGGUGGUGGACCACCCAAAACAGCUACAAUACAAUCUGGUGUUGAACCAGUUCUCCCAGAACCUCCCACAAAUUUAGCUCUCUCCAAUAUUGAAGCUUUUUCGGUGGUUCUACAAUUCACCCCAGGUUUUGACGGCAACUCUUCGAUAACUAAAUGGAAAGUAGAAGCUCAAACUGCACGAAAUCUUACAUGGUUUACGGUCUGCGAAAUAUCAGACCCAGAUGCAGAAACGUUAACCGUUACAGGACUUACACCAUUUACCCAAUAUCGCUUACGUUUAAGUGCUACAAAUGUAGUAGGAACCUCAAAAGCUUCAGAACCUACAAAAGAUUUCCAAACAAUUCAAGCCCGUCCAAUGCAUCCUCCAUUUAAUGUGACAGUAAGAGCUAUGUCAGCCACACAGUUACGUGUUCGCUGGAUACCUUUACAGCAAACAGAAUGGUUUGGUAAUCCUCGAGGUUAUAACAUCACCUAUAGACAGAUUGAAAGUGAAAAUAGAAUUAUACCAAAGAGUGUGCUUAUUGAAGAUCACACGGCCAACUCUCAUGUUUUGGAAAGUCUUGAAGAAUGGACGGUGUAUGAAAUUGUAAUGAAUGCUUGUAAUGAUGUGGGUUGUUCACAUAAUAGUGCAACGGCAGUGGAAAGAACUCGGGAAGCUGUUCCAUCAUAUGGACCUUUGGAUGUUCAAGCUAAUGCCACGUCAUCCACCACAAUUGUGGUAAGAUGGGGUGAAGUGCCAAAACAACACCGUAAUGGACAAAUUGAUGGUUUUAAGGUGUUUUACGCUGCUACAAACCGUGGUGGUCAUGUUUUACAUAAAACCAUAUCAAAUAAUAGCUCAUUCACUACAACCCUAACAGAGUUAAGUAAAUUUGUCAUAUACCACAUACAGGUGUUGGCAUUUACACGGCUGGGAGAUGGUGCUUUAAGUACCCCACCAGUUAGAGUACAAACAUUCGAAGAUACUCCUGGAGCGCCCUCAAACGUUAGUUUUCCAGAUGUAUCAUUUUCAACGGCUCGUAUUAUUUGGGACGUUCCUGAAGAUCCCAAUGGUGAAAUAUUGGCCUAUCAAGUCACUUACUCACUAAAUGGUAGCUCUAAUUUGAAUUACAGUCGAGAGUUCUCACCAUCGGAUCGAACAUUCCGCGCUACCCAACUCUUAGCCGAGCGCUACUACAUUUUCAGUGUUACUGCUCAAACAAGAUUAGGAUGGGGUAAAACUGCAUCAGUAUUGGUAUAUACAACAAACAAUCGUGAAAGACCGCAACCGCCGUCAAUGCCUCAAAUAUCGAGAUCACAAAUACAAGCACACCAGAUAACAUUCAGUUGGACACCAGGAAGAGAUGGCUUUGCACCUUUAAGGUACUACACGGUACAAAUGCGUGAAAAUGACGGACCUUGGAGUAUUUUACCCGAAAGAGUAGAUCCCUCGCUAACCUCAUAUACAGCUACGAAUCUGAAACCCCAUACCACUUAUCAAUAUCGUAUACAAGCCACCAAUGAUUUGGGACCAUCGGCAUUUAGUAGAGAAAGUAUUGUGGUUCGUACACUAUCUGCAGCUCCUUCGGUGUCAGUUACCAACCUUAAAGUGGUUCCAAUAACAACUACGUCUGUACGUGUGCAGUGGAAUGCAUUAGAAACAUCUAUGUGGAAUGGAGAUGCCACUACAGGAGGAUAUCGCAUACUCUAUCAGCAACUCUCUGAUUUUCCUACUGCUUUGCAAACCACACCCAAAACAGAUGUUAUGGGUAUUAAUAUUAACUCUGUAGUUCUAUCCGACCUUCAGCAAGACCGUAAUUACGAAAUAGUUGUAUUACCAUUUAAUUCUCAAGGUCCGGGGCCUGCAACUCCACCUGUUGCAGUAUACGUAGGAGAAGCUGUUCCCACAGGAGAGCCAAGAGCUGUGGACGCAGCACCGAUUUCAAGUACUGAAGUUCGUUUAAGAUGGAAACCACCAAAGCAAAGUAUGCAAAACGGCGAUCUUUUGGGUUACAAAAUAUUCUAUUUAGUAACGGACUCACCGCAAGAACUAGAGGAUGGUAAAACAUGGGAGGAAGAAAUUGAGGUUGUUUCAGCCACCGCAACAUCACAUAGUUUAGUGUUUUUAGAUAAAUUUACUGAAUAUCGUAUACAAAUAUUGGCAUUUAAUCCAGCGGGUGAUGGACCUCGUUCAUCGCCUAUUACAGUAAAAACACUGCAAGGUCUACCCAGUGCUCCACAGAAUUUAAGGUUUGAAGAUAUUACUAUGCAAUCGUUAAAAGUGUCAUGGGAUGCGCCCAAAUUUAAAAAUGGAGAAAUUUUGGGUUAUUUAGUAACGUACGAGACUACAGAAGAAAAUGAAAAAUUUAGUAAACAGGUUAAACAAAAGGUUUCUGGCACAAGCUUAAUGGUGCAAAAUCUAGAAGAAGAAGUCACUUAUACAUUUACCGUACGUGCUCAGACUAUUGAUUAUGGACCAGCAGUUAGUGAGAAUGUUACUACCGGUCCUCAGGAGGGAUCUCCUGUUGCACCUAGAGACUUAAUAUUAUCAAAAACACUAUCCAGUGUAGAAAUGCACUGGUUAAAUGGACCAUCAGGUCGAGGGCCCAUAUUGGGUUAUUACAUUGAAGCAAAAAAACGAGAAAGAGGAGAACCAUCAUUUAUUUACGACUCCCGCUGGGAGACUAUAACGAAAUCGACCACCGGCACGAUACAGGACUUUACAGUCAGUUAUCAAAGUUUGUUGCCAUCUACUGCCUAUACAUUCCGUGUUAUUGCAUAUAAUCGUUAUGGUAUAUCAUUCCCUGUCUACUCUAAGGAUUCCAUAUUAACGCCUUCCAAAUUACAUUUGGAGUAUGGUUAUCUGCAGCAUAAACCAUUCUACAGACAGACGUGGUUUAUGGUUGCCCUAGCUGCCACAUCUAUUGUUAUAAUCAUAAUGGUUAUAUCGGUAUUAUGUGUUAAAAGCAAAAGCUAUAAAUAUAAACAAGAAGCUCAAAAAACAUUAGAAGAAUCGAUGGCCAUGUCAAUUGAUGAGCGACAAGAAUUAGCUUUAGAGUUGUAUAGAUCAAGACAUGGCGUGGGUACAGGUACCUUAAAUAGUGUGGGUACUUUAAGCAGAGGAACUUUGGGCACAAUGGGUCGUAAGGCUAAUAAUCGGCCGCCACCCAAUAUUCAACUGGGUAAAAGUCCACCCAGACCAUCACCUGCCUCAGUAGCUUAUCAUAGUGAUGAAGAGAGUCUAAAAUGCUACGAUGAAAAUCCUGACGACAGCAGUGUCACUGAAAAACCUUCAGAAGUUAGUUCAUCAGAAGCAUCACAGCAUUCGGAAAGUGAGAAUGAGAGCGUACGCUCAGAUCCCCAUUCAUUUGUUAAUCAUUAUGCCAAUGUUAACGAUUCCUUACGACAGUCGUGGAAGAAACAAAAACCCGUGCGCAAUUAUUCCAGCUACACAGACUCUGAACCUGAAGGUAGUGCAGUGAUGAGUCUCAAUGGUGGUCAAAUUAUUGUUAAUAAUAUGGCCAGAUCGAGAGCACCACUGCCUGGUUUCUCAUCUUUUGUCUGACAAUCUACAGAGUUUUAAGUAUAAACGUACAUUUUGUUAUCGAUUAAAUUUUAUUUUAAAGAACUACACCCCCAUACACAUCCGUACAUAAAUAACUACAAAUCAUUAAGAAGGAAAACAAAAAUCAUAUUCUAAUUAUAAGUGAAAAUUACAUGAAAUUGUCUGCCUAUUUAUUUUUAGUGUUUAAUUAGUGUUUAACCUAAGAAAUCUAACGAAAUUAUUAGUUUUAUAUAUAUAAGUGACAAACAGAGAAACUAAUAUACAUAAAAAUAUGUAUAUUUAUGUAUGUAAUAUGGUACCAGAUAAUAGCAUUCAUCUACUUAUUUUCCAUUCUUUUUUAAUUUAAUUUUACUAAAUGUAUUUUUUGUAUUUUUUUUUUUUUGUAAGUUUUGUUUUCAUAUAAUUAGUAACGACGUACAUACGUAUAGGUACAUGCAUAUUUAAUUGUAGUUUAAAGUUUAAGUAGCAUAGUACUGUGCAAGACAAAGUUCAAAUUUGAAAUUUUUAAAAGCUGUUCUAAAUGAAUCAGGUGAUAAAUUUUCUUUUCCAAGAUUAUUUAUUUAAAAUAAGCUUCAUUUAAUAGCUUUUAAAAGUGCAAGACAAAACUUUAAUCGCUUAAUUGUAUUAUAUAAUUAUUAAAAAUAUAAGUAUGUAUAAUUCUACUUAUUUGAAAAUGUGUUCAUAUAAGAAAUCGACCCUAACUAAAUUAGAUCUUGAAAAUAGUUAAAUUUUUUUAUUGAUACAUAGUUUGUAAUACACACUUCUGCAAAAAUAUCGUUUUAAAUUUGUUUGGAUUCUGUUAUUUUUUUGGUUUCUUAAAAAAAUAUUCAGAUUCUCAUGUUGCAUUUUUCCGAAUUAUAAGGUUAUUUCAAAAAUAUAAUGGACUUAGCUAUAAGAAAACCUAAUUUACAAUAUUUUCAGUGAACAUAUUUUAAAAGCAUCGAUAAAGCAAGUUCAAGAAAAUGCAAAGUACCAAAAUAAAUGAUUAUGGUUACAGAAUUUUGUUAUUAAUAAAUAAUUUAUCAAGUUGGGAGCCUUUAAAUCCGCUCGAUUGAGACGUCGACUCAAUACUAAGUAAAAAUAGUAAAUAAUUUUAACCCUUCGUAAGGGCACUGCUACACGUUCAAUAUAUGUAUAUUGACCGCGAGCCAGUAUCACAUUAUUUAUUCAACGUGUAGCAUAAAGUAUUGAUAGAUCGCAGAAUAGCCUAACAUUUUGAAAUCCAGAUCGCGAUUUAAAUAUCACAAUAUGUAUAUAUUGAACGUGUAGCAUUCCGAAUAGUGCAGAAUUGUGUCCUUUUUAUAUCGUCAGAAGAAGAUAUGAUAAGGAUGGUGUACUGUCAUAGCAAAUUCAAGGUCCAUUCCGGGAUCAAUUUUUUAUAAAAUUCCAUGAUUACUUUCAAUGGACUUUAAUUUAAUUUUCGAUUUAAUAAAAUUUGUGUGUUAUUGCUAAAUGUUUUGCAUUAAAAACUAAAUUCUGUAACUAUUACCAAAAUGGAUAAUUUGUAAUAGUUUUCAACAUUUAACUUUAUGCUAAAUGACCCAAUGAAAAAUCGCAUAUUUUUUCUACGUAUUUAAUAAAUAUCGGAUUUGUCAAAUUUCAAAUAGAUAAAAGUCUUUCAUCCGACCAAAUAAACUUAAUGAAAUUUCUUAAAAUUUUGAGGCCUUUUCUGUUUUGAAUUAAAUUUCCAUUCUUUAUCGGCAAUAUGAAAUUUGUAUACAAAUGAAAUAUCCAUUUCACUCGAAGGGAAAAUUGCUAUCGUGAUAUUCCCCAUGAACUUUUCAUUCACAAUAGUUGAUUUGGUUUGUAACAGCUGUUUAUUGUUAACAAAAUUCCAUCUUAAAAUUUCACAACAUGGAGAAUUUGUUCACGUGAACACAGUCUUUUGAAAUAUUGAUUCGCGAUAGGGGUGAUUAUAUUUUCUUUAUAAAACAUAUAAUUUCACUCAAAUGUUAUACAUACAAUUUUUAACAUGUUAACUGUUGGUUUGCCCACCUUUUUGUGUUUUAGGGAAUAUUUCGUUAUUCGUAUUGAGUUGAAAUAAUACGGAAUAUUCACAAUAAUUGUUAAAACAUUUAAAAGUUAGUCUACAUUGUUUUGUCCGUAACUGUACAUAUAAAUUCUAAUAAUAAUAAAUCCAAAAACUAACUAAUUUAGUUAUGGUCAUUAAACAAAUAGUUUACAAAUUUAUAUAAAUACAAAAUUGAGAAAGUUUCA